AUGACUUCGCGACUCAAAUCAGCAAUUUUACGUCAUACUAACUCAAUAAAACAUACAAGCUUUGGCGGGCUAAAAGAUACUGUACGUUCUCAUAUUCCUAAUACUACCAACGAUGCUUCUUACAUGUCAAAUGAAUAUAUUCAUUCAAGUUUUUUCGAUGAUGAAAAUUACUUAUCAAUUAUCAAAUGUCUUGAUGGAGGUCAUGAAAUCGCCAAAGAUAGUCUUGAAUAUAUGCAAGAUUAUAACGAACUUCUACAAGAACAUAGUGAUAAUCUUAAUUCAUAUUCAAAAAAAUGGAAAUCAAAAAUAAAACAACAAUCAUCAAUUUCAUCUUAUCAUACAACUAAACUUGCUCAACGUGAAACAGUUUCUACACCUAAACGAUUUGCUGAAGUUUUACAAAAUCAAUAUGAUGCUAUACUUAAAGUUACUACUACAUAUCGUACACAAAUAGAACGAAUGUAUCCAAAUGAACGUCUCGGUACUACCCAUAAACAUCAUCGUACUGAAGCUAUGAAAAAUUUAUUUAAAGAAGCACGUUCUGCAUUAUGUAAAUUAUCAAGUAAACUUGAAACAUUACAUGAACAAGAAAAAAAAGCACAACAUGCACUUCAUGAUGCUAAUGUUCAAUGUGAAAAUCUUAGUUUCGAUCCAACAGCAAGUAAAACAAAAAUUUCAAAUGCAAAAGAUAAUCAAAGUAAACGACAAGAUAAAUUAGAUAAAAUUAAACAAGAAAUUGAACGAACAGAAGAAGAAUAUAAUCACGAAUAUGAAAAUUAUCGUACGCAAGCAAUGGAUAUUUAUGAAAAAUGUCGAAUAUUAGAAAAAGAACGUUUGGAUUUACUUGGAGAUACUUUAAUUAAAUUCAAUGAAGCAGCUUUUUCAUCGAAUUAUUUAGAUGAACAAGAUGAAAUCUAUGAAAAUCUAAUGUUAAAAAUCAAAGUUGAACGAAAUUCUUUGGAAGAUCUUAACUUUUGGGCAAAAACUUAUCAUGUUUAUGAUUCAACAACAUCUCUAUCAUCUGAAACAAAUAACAAUGAAAAUAUCUCAUCUCAAACAACUACUCAAAAAACAAAAAAAUCUCAUAAAAACGAAACUGAAAAUCUGACAACAAAAGAAGAAAACAUACAAGAAUCAGUUGCUGAAGCUCAAGAAGAACAAUCACAAGCAGAUACAACAACCUCAACAAAAACUAAAGUAAAAAAGAACAAAAACAGUUCGAAAACUGAACCAACUACAACAAAUUCUACGGCAUCUAAUCAAGAAUAA
Molecule: messenger RNA, 1269 nt
Organism: Rotaria sp. Silwood2
Lineage: Eukaryota; Metazoa; Rotifera; Eurotatoria; Philodinida; Philodinidae
Source: the annotation of a GenBank genome assembly